Messenger RNA from Ficedula albicollis (Collared flycatcher), 2495 nucleotides. RefSeq names its product damage specific DNA binding protein 2 (gene DDB2). NCBI's taxonomy places the organism in Eukaryota, Metazoa, Chordata, Aves, Passeriformes, Muscicapidae. The transcript is spliced from 11 exons. Gene Ontology annotation, cellular component: Cul4-RING E3 ubiquitin ligase complex; nucleus. The record is from RefSeq and is a predicted model, not a curated record. The coding region runs from base 56 to 1447 and encodes 463 amino acids. Gene Ontology annotation, biological process: response to UV; DNA repair. Gene Ontology annotation, molecular function: damaged DNA binding; protein binding.
CGGCCGCGGCGGCGCCGGGAGAGCCCAGGCGGCGGGAGCGCAGUGGUCAGACAGAAUGGCUCCAGUGAACCAGCCAAAGGACAAGAAGCGUGAGAGGGCAUGUCAGCAGUGGCCAGAAGAGGCAAAAUCAGCUGGGAAGAGGAAGCGGGACUAUGGAGAAAGAGGGAAUGAGAAACAAGAAAAGAAGUUGUUUGUGAGAAAAACAUCUAAACCCUCAGGGAAAGUUGAUUGCAGUGGAAGUGGAUUUGUGAUGAGAAACAAGAGAGCCCUUCCCUCUCAGCUGGAGCGGCGAUGCAGCAUUGUUCAUUAUGUCUACCAGAAAAUGCUGGGAGGCUCCAUUCAGGCACAGCUCAGGCAGAGAUUGGAGCUGGCUUUUCUGCAUUCUCUUUCCUCAUACUGCCUCUUCCGAAGAGCAAGUCCCUUUGACAGGAGAGUGACAUGUCUGGAAUGGCACCCAACACACCCCAGUACGCUAGCUGUCGGUUCCAAAGGUGGAGACAUCAUCCUUUGGGACUGUGAAGUACUUGCUAAAACCUGCUUCAUAAGGGGGAAAGGGCCAGGAGAUUCUCUCGGAGACAUCAAGUUCAGGCCUUUUGAGGCAGAGAAGCUUUAUGUGGCAUCAGGUGAUGGCACCCUAAGUCUGCAGGAUCUUGAGGGCAGAGCGGUGCAGGUGAUCUCUCGUGCCCUGGACUGUGGCCACGAGCAUCAUAAUGUUUGUUGCUGGUACUGCAGUGUGGACGUUUCUGCAAGCUGCCGUGUAGUGGUGACAGGUGAUAAUGUGGGCAACGUGGUCCUGCUCAGCACUUCUGGUGAAGAGAUCUGGAAGCUGAAAUUGCACAAGAAGAAAGUGACUCAUGUAGAGUUUAACUCCCGAUGUGAGUGGAUGUUUGCCACAGCAUCCGUGGAUCAGACAGUCAAAAUCUGGGACCUCAGAAACAUCAAAAAUAAAACAAACUUUCUUCAUCUGCUUCCACAUGAGAAACCUGUCAAUGCAGCUUACUUCAGCCCAACACAUGGUGCCAAGCUUCUGAGCACAGACCAGCACAAUGAAAUCAGGGUUUACUCAUCUUCAGACUGGACCAAGCCACAGCAUCUGAUUCCACAUCCACAUAGGCAGUUUCAGCACCUCACACCUAUUAAGGCGACGUGGCAUCCUCGCUAUGACCUCAUUGUCGUAGGUCGCUACCCAGACCCCAAGUUCCCUGGGUACACGCUGAACGAGCUGCGAACUGUGGAUGUGUUCGAUGGCAACACCGGCCAGAUGGUUUGCCAGCUCUACGAUCCAAAUGCUUCUGGCAUCAUCUCGCUCAAUAAAUUUAACCCUAUGGGAGACACACUGGCUUCUGGCAUGGGCUUUAAUAUUCUGAUCUGGAACCAGGAGGAGAUGGCAGCCAAGAAGCAUGAACGUCUUUUGAAAGCCAUGACAGACACAGAGAUGGAAUCAUGAGAGAACAGGGGAUUGGAAGCUGGAAUUCAUCCAGACAUGGAGGGCAGAGCCAGGCAAACCCUGGCACAAGCAAACUCAAAAGCUAAGUUAAUGUCUGGGGAGCUGGAGGAGAUGAAAACAAAAAAGCAGUGAUUCUAAAUCCUGGGGAAGGAAGCAAAAAGAGGUGGAUCUAGAGAACUGAUUUAGUAUUUUGAUCCUUUCUGAAUCCCAGGGUACCAAACUCAGUUGUUGGCAAUAAGCAGUAUAAGCCAUGCAAAGAACUAGACUUUGUCCUUCCUCCUUGGAUCUGAUUUUGCUUCCCUGAUCCUAUUGGCCUCCCUUUCUAGAAAGUUGUGUCAGUAGUUGGUUUCUCCAAGUGGAGUUACUACUUGUUUUCUGAGGCACUAGGAAAAUAUCUUGCUGAAGUUACUGCUUUCAGCCUACCAAACCUGUUUGUCAUCACUUGUCAGAGGUUUCCAUUUCCUGUAGUCUGCAGUGCAGCAGCUCAUGACAGGAUCCCCAGCCUGUUUUAGUCCAACCAAGUUGAGAAACCAUUUGCUAGCAGGAUUGACAUACUGAAAAGAUAGAAUGUUCACAGGGGUGAAGUCAUGGAUAGCUUGGGUAUCCUAGGAAACACCUAGCUCUCCCAAACGCAAACUUGGAAAAUGUGUUUCUUAAGACAUCAGGCUUAGCCUGUUCUCUGCUUGCAGCUGUUUUAACUGGACCACAAAGAACAGGAUGCCAGAGGUUUCUAUCAUUGACUGCAGGGACCGUAUGGAGCUGGGCACCUACUGAUUUUGUAGUUUCUAUUUUCAGAGUUCUAGGCUGUUUCUUGCCAAUGAUUAGGUAAUUUUUUUCACCCAUGUCUACGUGCUUCAGAAUGUUUGAUAAGAGUGUUAUAAAGCAGAAAUGAGGGAUUUCUUCCAAAUACCCCUGCUCAGAGUGAAAUCUCAAGACUGUUGUUAAACAGUUAAGUUUUGCUUUUUCUAGUUUGUUUACAAGGCUGCCUGGGGCCUUGCUGCUGUCCCAGAGGUUUAUGGGAUGGGCUCCAAGCCUGUGCAGAUUCUCC